Molecule: messenger RNA, 3104 nt
Organism: Ruditapes philippinarum (Manila clam)
Lineage: Eukaryota; Metazoa; Mollusca; Bivalvia; Venerida; Veneridae
Product: RNA-splicing ligase RtcB homolog
Exons: 14
Coding region: 139-1659 (506 amino acids)
Biological process (GO): tRNA splicing, via endonucleolytic cleavage and ligation
Cellular component (GO): nucleus; tRNA-splicing ligase complex
Molecular function (GO): RNA ligase (ATP) activity
Source: RefSeq, a predicted model, not a curated record
ACAUAUUACAUAUAUGAUUAUCGUAUCGAUUGUAAUUUCUACGUCUUUUACUUUCUUACGAACACCGGUGCCACAGUCGGCAUUUGCGCAUUAUCAGCACAUUUUCUAUAAUAUUUAGCAACUUUUUGAGACGACAAAAUGGUAGUAAGGACUUACCAGGAUGAACUGAAGUAUCUGGAGAAGGUUGGAAACUGUGCAUGGAGAAUAAAGAAAGGCUUUGUAGACAACAUGAAUGUGGAAGGGCUGUUCUUUGUGAAUGAUUUUUUGGAGAAACUAAUGUUUGAUGAACUGAAGCAGUCAUGUAGGAGUGGUGGAUAUGGUGGUUUUCUACCUGGAAUGAAACAGAUAGGAAAUGUUGCUGCCUUACCAGGCAUUGUUGGGAGAUCUAUAGGUCUGCCAGAUGUACAUAGUGGAUAUGGUUUUGCUAUAGGGAACAUGGCAGCAUUUGACAUGGGAAAUCCUGACUCUGUUGUCUCCCCUGGUGGUGUGGGUUUUGAUAUAAACUGUGGUGUACGUUUGUUAAGGACAAACCUCACAGAGAAAGAUGUACAACCUGUGAAGGAACAGCUGGCACAGUGCCUGUUUGAUCAUAUACCUGUAGGUGUAGGCUCCAAAGGAAUUAUACCCAUGAAUGCAAAAGAUCUUGAAGAAGCUUUAGAGAUGGGAAUGGACUGGUCAUUGAGAGAAGGUUAUAUAUGGGCUGAAGAUAAAGAACAUUGUGAAGAAUAUGGCAGAAUGUUACAAGCUGAUCCAUCUAAAGUCAGUCCUAGAGCCAAGAAACGAGGUCUUCCACAGUUGGGCACACUAGGUGCUGGCAAUCAUUAUGCUGAGAUUCAGGUGGUUGAUGAAAUAAUAGAUAAUUUUGCUGCUAAAAAGAUGGGAAUAGAGUUCAAGGGUCAGGUGUGUGUAAUGAUCCACUGUGGCAGUCGAGGACUUGGUCAUCAAGUUGCAACAGAUUCCCUGGUUGUGAUGGAGAAAGUAAUGAAGCGUGACAACAUAUUAACAAAUGAUAGACAACUUGCUUGUGCCAAGAUCAAUUCCCAGGAAGGUCAAGAUUACCUCAAGGGUAUGGCUGGAGCAGCCAACUAUGCCUGGGUCAACAGAUCCAGUAUGACUUUCCUAGCAAGACAGGCUUUUGCUAAGAUGUUCAAUUCGACCCCUGAUGACCUUGACAUGCACGUGAUUUAUGAUGUGUCACACAACAUCGCUAAAGUAGAGGAACAUUUUCUAGACGGCAAGCAGAAGACACUUUUAGUACAUAGGAAAGGUUCGACCAGAGCUUUCCCGCCACAUCAUCCUCUUAUACCUGUAGAUUAUCAGUUGACAGGUCAACCUGUGUUGAUUGGAGGAACUAUGGGAACAUGUAGUUAUGUUCUUACUGGUACAGAACAUGGAAUGAAUGAGACAUUCGGAACUACUUGUCACGGUGCUGGGAGAGCAAUGUCACGAGCCAAGUCUCGACGUAACUUGGACUAUACAGAUGUAUUAAAUGCUCUCGAGGAGCAGGGAAUCAGUAUACGUGUAGCGUCACCAAAACUUGUCAUGGAGGAGGCACCACAAUCUUAUAAAAAUGUAACAGAUGUUGUAGAUACAUGUCAUAUGGCUGGUAUUAGUAAGAAAGCUAUCAAACUUCGACCAAUCGCUGUGAUCAAAGGAUGAUGUCACGUGACUGUUACUUGGUGCAAUAUCAUGACUAUUCUAACCUCCACAAACUGUGAUUGUGCCCAGCGUGAGAAGCUUGCUUGUAAUGGGCUUGUUCUUUUAAUGACCUGGAGAUCUUCCAUGUGUUUAAGAAUAAUGUUAUUACAUGUAUUAUCAUUAUCAAGUUUAUUUAAUUUUUUCGACUGGAUAUCUUUGUCUGUUUAAGGACAAUGUUCUUCUCAUCAUUAUCAAUUUUAUUGAAUUUCCUAUACAUGUUUGGAGAUUUUCUGAUGUCGACAACUUUACUGGCCUUGUUAUUUUCUGCCAAAGCUUUGUGUUCAUGAUCAUUAUGAUAAAUAAUUGUGGGAAAUGGUUCAUGUACUAAUUUCAUAACCGCAUCAAGGACAUAAUAUUUUAAUGCUGAAAAUGAUUGUUUAAAGGUAUAUAGGUGAAUUUGUCUGUAAUCAGCAACAUAAUUAUUUCUCACUUGGUAAGAAUCUUACAACUAAUUUAACUUUGAGCCUGCUGACGGAAACAAAUUCUAUCCAUGUAACCUAUGCAGAACAAGAUCAUAUGGCACAUCUGUAUUUAAAAAUGAUAAAUGGUUUUGUCCAGAAUGAAAGAUGGACAAGUCUAUUUAAGAUAUUUUGGGUGAUACAGGUUAAAGAGCAGAGUCUGUAAAUUUCCAUGAAAAGGAGCAAAAUCAUUACAUACUAUAGUGAACAGUCAGUUAAAAUACUGGAGACAGAAAUGAAAGGUUUAUAAAUGUAUAUGUCAAUUUAUAAUUUUGUGUUCAGUAUGUAAACCAACUGUAAAAGAUAAAUAUCAAGAUGGUUGUAUGUAAUUGGUCAGUGUCAAACUGCUUUGGCUAGUAUUCAACGAAUGCCUACAUUUGAUAUUGUAAUAAUAUCUCAAAGUAUUACAUAGGGUUAAUGGUCUUGUUAGUGUUAACAUGUGGUGAAAUGGUUCAGAUUUUACUUUGUGAAGAUGAAAUUUUUGUUAUGUGUUUUUAACAUGCAAGUAAAAUGGUACAUCUCCAGAAAAGCAAAAAUAUUUUUUCAAGAAAUAAAGCACAGGAAAAUAAUGCAUGUAUUUAAAGUAAUUUAUAAUUAGUCCAGGUAAAAGUGUUAUUAUAUGCACUUUAUGACAAAAUUUACAAUAAUUUAUCACCAAAAUUCAUGUUAACUACUACAUUGUUACAAAGGAAAGGGUGGAAAAAAUUAGCCUUGAAAAUUCAGUGCAUAUUACAAAUGAGCCGCGCCAUGACAAAACCAACAGAAUGGGUUUGCGACCAGCAUGGAUCCAGACCAGCCUGCGCAUCCGCGCAGUCUGAUCAGGAUCUAUGCUGUUCGCUAUCAUUUUCUCUACUUGUUAUAGAGUUUGUUAGCGACCAGCAUGGAUCCUGAUCAGACUGCGCGGAUGCUCAGACUGGUCUGGAUCCAUGCUGGUCGCAAACCCAUUAU